CUUUUCGCGCUGUGUAUAUCAUUUGCGACCUUGGCUCAGUCAAGCAGGGCGGGAAACUGGAGUGAAACUCCACUUCCCUGGCCUCUUUGGUAUUUGCUAUGUGCUGAUGACAAUUUGAUUUACACUUGCAAGCAUUUAGGACGACGCUUUAGAUCGGCACGCACAAAUGUUCGGCUUGGGGAAGCCCAAAACUCGAGAGGUUGCUCCGGACAAGCUCCGGACCGAGGCUGUAUCGCAUGAGCUGAAAGCAUCAAUUGGCAUCCCAGGCACGGCUGAUGCGCUGGCGUAUGAGCCUGUGCAGGGAGCCAUCGCGGUGUCGACCAGCGAUGGUAAGGUGAAGAUAUUCGGCGCCCCCGGCGUUGAGAGAACCGUGUACUCGCACGCACGCUACCCGUACGCCACACGACAGCUGAUGUGGCUGCGUAACCGGGGCGUGCUGCUCCGCGUCUCCAAGGGCGGCUUCAUGGAGUGCUGGUCGGUGACGGCCGGCAACCGCAGCCACGGCGGCGUGCGGUCGCUGGGGAGCGUCAAGGUGCGACACGACAAGAUUUGUUGUGUCGCGGACAUGGCUCGGGACCCAUACGUGCUGAUGGGCUGCGCCAGUGGCGGCCUGCGCAUUGCCAUGCUGGCAGACGCCGCGGGGGCCGCCACCUCGCAGCCGCGGGCUGUGCGCAAGCUGGUUGUGGCGCCCUAUCGAGUGCGGCGCGAGGAGCUGGGCGGCGAGGGCGAGGUGCGGCAGCUGGCGGUGCAGUCGCUGGGGCCGGUGCACCGGGCGCUGGUGCUGUUCACGGCCGGCAUGGUGGCGGUGUGGGACCUGCGGGCUGCGCAGCGGGUGUGCUGCCUGGACGCGGCCGCGGAGGACGCCGCGGAGGCCUACCCGGCACUGGCUGCGGCGGGCGCGGCGAGUGCGGUGUGCUGGGUGGGCACGCGGCACGGCGACUUCGCGACGGGGCACGAGGACGGCAGCGUGCUGGUGUGGUCGCUGCCGGGGCUGGAGGUGGGCGAGCCCAACGUGGAGGCGGCGCUGAGGGUGGUGCCUGGCGCAGCGGAGCCCAUCCGCAUGCUGCGCUGCGCCUACGGCGAGGUGGAGGGGCUGUUGGUGGUGGGCGGCGGCGAGCCGGAGCAGCCCGAGGGUCUGGCGCUGCUGCCGCUGCCGGAGCCGGCACAACAGGAAGAGGACGAUGGAGGAGACGAGGAGGAUGCGGAAGAGAACGAGGACGAGGAUGAGGAGCAGCAUUUGGUCGACGACGAGGAUGAGGAAGAGGCGGCGGCGCGGCGGGCGCGGCGGCGGCGGCGGGCGGCCAAGCGCCGCACCCAGGGCCGCAAGGACAAGACGCCGGCGCCGCUGAAGCUGCCGUGGUUCGGCCACCUCAUCGGCUUCACGCUGGUCUCUCAGGGCCGAGCUCUGACAGGUUAUGAGGACCCUGUGGCGGUGCUGCAGCUGGUGGAGGGCGGGCAGCUGGUGCUGUUCGACCUGGCGGCCAAGGCGCCCGCCAACGUGACGCCCACCUUCCAGCAGCGCACCGGCAUCACCGUCACGGAGGCGGCGCUGGUGCCCGUACGCAGGCCCUCCGGCUCGGCCCCCACCGCCAUCAGUCUGGCCGGCCUGCGCAAGGUGGCGGCGGAGGCGGAGGCGGAGGAUGAGACGCUGAGGGACCCCAGCGGCGGCCUGGGCGCCUUUGAGGCGGGCGUGCCGCCGCCGCUGCCCGGAGACGCAUCGUGGGGACUGGUGUAUUGCACGGGCUACAAGGACGGCGGCGUGUGCCUGUGGGACCUGCACGGCGGCAACACCCGGCUGCUCGCCUCCGCGCCCCUGGGCGACGCUGCGGACCCGUCCUUCUUCGCCGCCGCGCCCUCCGCCGCCGCCUCCGCCGCCGACCCCAGCAGCAGCGGCGGCGGCGCCGGCAGCUCCAGCCCGGGCUCGGUCACGGCUCUGAGUCUGGUCUGGUCCACGGGUCUGGUGUUGGCCGGCCACCACCGCGGCGAGCUGCGUGUGUACCAGUUCAGCGGCAGCGACCGGACCGCCGACUGCCUGGCGUUGGACAGUGUCAACACGCCCGGCACGGCUGUGUCGCUGUGGCAGCCGGCGGGGCUGCAGCUGCGGCUGCGGGUGCGCGUCAGCUCGGGCGAGAUCACCAGCCUCGCCUACUGCCAGUCCAUCCGCGCCAUCGCUGUGGGCGACAAGUCGGGCGGCGUGGCGCUGGUGGACACGGGCCGCCCUGUGGUGCGCUGGUACGCCAUGCCCUGCAGCGGCGCCGCGCUGGCGGUGGCGCUGGCGCCGCUGCCGCUGCCGCCCGCCAAGGCACGGCUGCCGGAGCUGGCGGGCGCGGGCGAGGAGGGCGCACCCAGUCACACCGUGGUGGUGGCGGACGCGGAGGGCUGCCUGGCGGCGCUGGACGCGGCGCGCGGCUGCUUUGUGGGCAAGGGCGGCGAGCUACGCCCCAAGAACCACAGCUACAGCCUGUGCCUGGAGCUGCUGGACGAGAGCUACAGCCCGCUGUGGAACCGGCAGCAGCUGGGCGCCGGCUGUAGCCAGGCCGCGCUGGGCGGCGGCGCGCCGGGCGGCGAGGGCUCGUCUCGGAGGAGCCUGGGUGGCCGGGGCAGCGGCGGCGGCGAGGAGGAGGAGGGGCACGGCUCGGGUGGGGAUGAGGACGAGGAGGACGAGGAGGCGGAUGAUGCGGAUGAGGACAUGGACGUGGACGCGCUGCUGGCCCAGGCCGCCGCACAUGUGGACGGCUCCGGCGGCAAGCGGACGUCCGGCUCCGGGGCGCGCGGCUCCCGACACAAGAAGAGCGGCGCGGGGAGACGCGGCCGUGCGGAUGACACGGAAGACACCAGCGGAUCCGUCCUGGCUGCCUGCCCCGACCCCACCGGCCACCACGUCCUGUUGGUGACGGACCAGUACCUGCGCCUCUACUCGGCCGCCAACGUCAUGGCAGGCGACCGCACCGUCGCAGCCAAGCGCCACGUGGCCCCCGGGCAGCAGCUCGUGUACGCGCGGCCGGUGGCGGCGGGCGGCGGCGCGGCGCCCGGAGUCAUGGCGCUGGCCGCGGCGGAGCACGGCCUGAGCGUGCAGGUGUACUCGCUACCCUCCCUGGAGCUGGUGCACGAGUCGCCGCUGUCGGGCUGCCUGUCCUGGUACUGGGACGUGCCGCCCGGCCACGCGCGCAAGCUGGGCCGGCUGGCCGCCACGUCGCGGCUGGGGCAGCUGCAGCUGCUGGGGCUCGGCAACGAGCUGCUGCAGAUGGGCGUGCUGGCGGGCCUGCCGCCGCCACUGCUGCCCAGCGGACUCUUCUCCGCCGACGCCGCCUCCGCAUCGCUGGAGGCCGCUGCCGAGUACGAGGCGACACACAUGGCGGCCACGGGGCGGUUGAGUCGGGAGCCGAGCGCCCCGGUCCCGGAGAGCCACGUCACGGAGAGCGGGCCGUCGGACAUUAUUGACGGCAUCGACUCGCCUGCAGUGCGCACGGAGGGGCGGCGUGUGGACAAGGGGCCCGCGGCGGCGGUCGUGGUGGCGGAGAAGACGGCGCUGGUGGCAGAGAAGGCCAAGGAGGCUGCCAAGGAAGCCAACGUCACUCUCACCAAGGUCUUCAGCAAGGUGCAGCAGGGCCUGACCCGCGCGGUGGAGGAGACCACCAAGGGCGUCAAGACACUGGCCACCGGUGUGGCGGGCGGUGUGGCGCAGGUGCAGCAGGCGCUCAUUGACGGCUCGGGCGGCGCGGCGGAGCAGGCGGCGACCGCGGCGCCGGCAGGUGGUCGGAAGAUGCCGCCAGCGGCCGGCGGGCGCGGCGGCGGCGGCGGCGGCCGCAAUGCGGAGUGGUACGCCUCUCUGCCCGACCUGGGCAUUGUCUUCAGUCGCACAGUGCCCGACGACGACGCCGAGCUGAUGCGCAUGCGGCGCAAGGCGCGAGCCGGCAAGCCCGCCGGCGGAGCAGGCGGCAGCGACGAGGAGGAGAGCGCGCAGCCCGGUGGGGGCGUGGAAGAGGAGGAGGAUGACGACGUCAGCCUGCUCAGCAUCACAGACGACGAGGACGACAGCAGCAGUCCCGCCAAGCCGCGCCCCCCCGGGCGGCAAGCGGCUGCGCCGCCGCCGCCCGCACAACCCGCCAGGCGGCCGGCCGCGCCGGCGCCCGCUUACGGUGGCUCGGCGGCACGCAGCAGCGGUGGGGACGAGAACUCAAUGCGGGCAGACCUGUUCGGUGGCGCGCGGCCGUACACAUCGACAGGUGGCGGCGCGGGCGGCGCGCGCGCCUCUGGGGCUGCGCCCGCGCCGAUCUCCGCGCCCAAGCAGCGCACUGCAGACGAAAUCAAGCUCGCCUACGGCCGGCCCACCACCACCACUGCAAGGGCCAACGACGUGCGAGAGGUCAUGGAGCAGAACCGGAACAAGCUGGCGGAGCGCGGCGAGAAGCUGGGCCGCCUGAAUGACAAGGCGGCGGACCUGGAGGCCAGUGCUCAGGGCUUUGCGGACAUGGCGCGACAGCUGGCGGAGCGGGAGCGCAACAAAAAAUGGUGGCAGCUGUAAAGGGGCGGCUGGAAUAAUGUGGAAGAGGCUUGGGUGGACACGCUUUCAAGGCACCGUGCUGUGCAUGGUCGUGCCGCGGCAGCCUUGCACACGCUUGUGUCGUACGAGUUUGCGUGUCAUAGGUGCAGAACUCCGCCAUGGGUGCUGGCUGGAAUGUUGCCAAAGCAAAGCCGUGGCUGGGUGCGCAGGAGGCUGCAUUAGGAGGUAUAGAUUGUAUUGGUUUCAAGAGGGACCUGCUGACGCAGUUCACGGUUGUAGUGGGCACAAGGCAUCGCGCAGCUGGGCCAUGGCGGCCAGGGAAUCUCUGUGCUGGUAGCUGUCUGGAAUCUGCAGGGUAGAGACUCGCGCUAUCUGCGCCCGACACGACGAGGCAUCGAAUUGGGUAAAUGCAUUUUGCGCAGAGGAAGCCGCUGGAGUCAGUGGAGUGGAGAAAAGCGACGAACGCAGAGCGCGGCCGCUAAGGCAUUGCACAUGUCACCUGUCGGGGCGAUGUGGGCCCGCGGCAGGUGGCCGCAAGGUUGUAGAGACAACCCUGUGUAGACAGAAAGGCAGGGCAGGUACGUCAUGCGACAAGGCAGGUCCGCAAAGUACGUUGAUAGGUAGGACGAAGAUACGAUGUCGGUUUGCAUACAGGCAUGGAUACGCUCAGGCGGCUCAGCUCGUAGUAUGGGCGCAGGCUGGGUAGUAUGGGGGCAGGUUUGAGGAGGCAGGUGCAGGUUUGAGCGUGUGGGCAAGAACAGCAAGUCAGUAACUAACUCUGGGAUUUGGUCUCACUUUGUGUGAACCAUGGCAUCAGCUUCAGGUUGUACCGUAUCUAGAUGGCCUAGGGGUGACAAGAGAAUCUCCCCUUCAUGGG
Chlamydomonas reinhardtii is the source of this 5381-nucleotide messenger RNA. RefSeq lists its product as uncharacterized. Gene Ontology annotation, biological process: regulation of exocytosis. Gene Ontology annotation, cellular component: cytoplasm; plasma membrane. The record is from RefSeq and is a predicted model, not a curated record. Gene Ontology annotation, molecular function: GTPase activator activity; myosin II binding; syntaxin binding. Lineage: Eukaryota; Viridiplantae; Chlorophyta; Chlorophyceae; Chlamydomonadales; Chlamydomonadaceae. The transcript has 26 exons. Bases 167 to 4525 code for a protein of 1452 amino acids.